Cryphonectria parasitica EP155 is the source of this 1335-nucleotide messenger RNA. RefSeq lists its product as uncharacterized. The record is from RefSeq and is a predicted model, not a curated record. Lineage: Eukaryota; Fungi; Ascomycota; Sordariomycetes; Diaporthales; Cryphonectriaceae. The transcript is spliced from 3 exons. Bases 1 to 1335 code for a protein of 444 amino acids.
AUGAUUCUGCCACAGACUUAUCUGAACGGUCGAAACGACUUUGGCAGGGCUCUUCCUCCCCCUAGGCUCAACACCAGACAUGAUAUCCCAAGAAGGCCAGACGUUCAUAAUGAAAACCUAGAGGAUCUCGCCGACAUUGCAACAAGACAACUCAAGGCUGCCGUACCAAGGCUGUUACCGCUGCCAUUCUCAAACUACACUCUGUCUACCGCAGACCGGUCUCCCAAGCAUCAGGACGAGCAACAUCAGAGAUCCCACUCCAACUACGAGACAACACGAGCGAGUCCUGGCCUUGAAUAUCCAUGGCGCAGGAGCAUUAGCAGCAGCCUCCCGACCCUAUCCCCUCUUUCCACAGCCCAUAGCUCUCCAGUUAUCACACCUGUCACACCACCAGCUCACUACAGCAACCAGAACAACAGUAGUAGCAACAGCAGCAGCAACAGCAACAACAACAACACCAUCUACACUACCCAAGGCCCGGCUGAAGUUCCAAUACCUCUGUCAUCAGCAUGGAACGAUGACCAAGCACGCCAGAAACAGCACUUUGCCGCCCUUACCCGCUCACGACGACUGCAAACCCGGGCUGCACCAUACAGCCUCGAUCGCCCCCAGACCCGCAGGGCACCGCUGAUCCAGCAGCUGAUCCAAGACGGCGAGAGGAAGCGCCACUUCAACCAAAAGUACAAAAACCCAGACAAGCUCUUCAUCCUGUACCACAAGGUCGACCUGAAGUGGGGCUGGCCUGCGAUCCAGGCACGGCGGCUCCAGCUCCUGCCGGUCCUCCUGGGUAGCGACUACGACCGAGAGGUUGAGGAGGCCCGCCAGGUGGCCGGGCUGAACGGCAUGUACUACCGGGAGAACGACCUCAACAUGCCAGUGCUGACACCUGACGGGAGCGGCCUGGUCUUUGUCGAGCGGGACGGGCGGUGGUGGGAGCUCACACAGAGCCAAAAGUGCCGGAGCGGUGAUAAUAACAAUAACAGCAACAACAACAACAACAACAACAACAACAACAACAACAAGAUGGGAAGAAAGCCUGGCGCCGCCGAACAGAGACCCAGGGGCAUGGUGGAGAGGUACCCUGAGGAGGUGCUGCUGUACUGGGAUGACCACGUGCGGUACUUCAUUCCUGAGGAGAGGAGAUACGAGGUUUACUCCAAGGCGAGGAGAUACUGUGAGAUCCGGGCCGAGCAGAGGAGACAACAUGACGUCCCACAGUGGGCUCUCGACAACAAGGAAGAACGGGUGCUCAACCCAAAGAGACCCAAAAAGACAGCAGACGAAAGCCAGUCCGCCUCAAGAGGCAGGAUGACUAGAAGGACGAGGCGUGUGUGA